Messenger RNA from Ictalurus punctatus (channel catfish), 2982 nucleotides. RefSeq names its product syntaxin 5A, like (gene stx5al). Gene Ontology annotation, biological process: endoplasmic reticulum to Golgi vesicle-mediated transport; intracellular protein transport; vesicle fusion. Gene Ontology annotation, cellular component: endomembrane system; SNARE complex; Golgi membrane. NCBI's taxonomy places the organism in Eukaryota, Metazoa, Chordata, Actinopteri, Siluriformes, Ictaluridae. Gene Ontology annotation, molecular function: SNARE binding; SNAP receptor activity. The record is from RefSeq and is a predicted model, not a curated record. The coding region runs from base 690 to 1733 and encodes 347 amino acids. The transcript has 10 exons.
CACGGUGUGUGUUAGAACCCGGAUGUUCACGGCUAACAACGCAGCUACACUCAAAAAACAAAAACAAAAGGGAAAGUAGCUGAAGUAGCUGGUCUGUCUGGUAAAACAUUGUAGUAGUUUAAUUAGUCAUAUUGUUAUAUCUAAAACUGAGCUUCGAAAUGCAUGUAGAAUAUUUAUUCUGAGAGAACAACUGUUAGAAUUUCACUCAGUCGACUGUCUACUCUGUUUUACCAAGCUAGCUUAUAUGGAAGAUUAUUCAACUAGCUCAGUAUAAUGGUUUUAAUUUCUUUUACCGAUUUACCGUCUGUUUGAAAAGUUAUUAUACGACGUAGUUAUAUAUUAUUUCUACAAAAUGAGUAAAACUAGCAAAAGCUGAUGCGAGAAAGAAGUUACCUAGCUAAUGCUUAUUGCCAAAUACGUGUUGGUUAGCAUAUUGCACCCUGGUCAACCAGCCUUACAGCUCAGAACUGUACUAAUGAAUGUCAUACAUUUUUAUCAUUACCAUGCAGGAAAUAAAGAUUGUUUUAAUAUAUAUUUCUUAUCCAUGACCGUGCAGGAGAUAUUAAUACAUUUUAAUGCUUUUUCGGUAUUUAGUUUAUUUUCUUGGUCGUUUUAAUAAUCCCUAGAUGUAAAAUGGUAUCCACUUGUUGAUGGUCCUGUUCUCAGUUAUCUGAUGUGUAGCAGCACUCAUGAAUACCCGCCGGCGCCACACUCCUAGGAACAACCAGGAAGGGGUUUACACUGGGCCUUCACAGACCCAGACCCAAUUGGUCCAGCCGCUGGAGAACCCACUGUGUGUACCUCUUCCCCUUGCUCCUUCUGUAGACUCCAUCAGCAUGUCCUGCCGAGACCGCACCACUGAGUUUCAGUCUGUGUGUAAGUCACUGCAGGGGAGACAGAAUGGAGCACAGGGCAUUAAACCAGUUCACAAUGCUGUCAGACAGAGGAGUGACUUCACGCUCAUGGCAAAGAGAAUUGGCAGGGACCUUAGCAACACCUUUGCAAAGUUGGAAAAGCUGACAAUAUUGGCCAAACGGAAAUUCCUCUUUGAUGAUAACGCAGUGGAGAUUGAUGAGUUGACAUAUAUUGUGAAACAGGAUAUUAACAGCCUGAAUAAACAGAUAGCCCAACUGCAGGAGCUUGUCCGGUCCAGAAAUGGCCAAAAUAGCAGACAUCUUCAAACACAUUCCAAUACUAUUGUUGUAUCAUUGCAGUCAAAAUUGGCAUCAAUGUCAAGUGACUUCAAGUCCGUUCUGGAAGUGAGAACAGAGAACCUGAAGCAACAGAGAAGCAGGCAAGAGCAGUUAUCUCAGUCGUCAGCCUCCACCUCCUCCAUUCAUGACUCCAGCUUUAGCAAUUCAGUGUUGAUGCAGGAUAGUUCCAACAAAGCAGAUAUCUCCAUAGACAUGGAUCUGCGUUCCAGCCAGCAGAUGCUACUCCUCAAUGAGAAGGAGUCUUUUAUUCAGGACCGAGCAAACACUAUGCAAAACAUAGAGACUACUAUCGUAGAGUUGGGAUCUAUUUUCCAGCAGUUGGCCCACAUGGUGAAAGAGCAGGAAGAGACCGUUCACAGGAUUGAUGCUAAUGUAGAAGACACUCAGCUCAAUGUGGACUUAGCUCAUACAGAAAUUCUCAAGUACUUUCAGUCCGUCUCCAACAAUCGCUGGUUGCUCAUCAAAAUCUUCCUAAUCCUCAUCAUUUUCUUCUUCAUCUUGGUCAUCUUCUUGGUCUGAAAACUAUGGACAAUGUGACAAUUCAGGACUGAGUCCCUUAGAAGAGCCAUUUCUUCACAUUAAGGAACAAGUAGGGAGUUAAAAUGUAAAAUAAAGCAGUAAAAUGAGCAGUGUUAUUUGAUACUACUAAAGUAACUUGGUAAUACUGGCAGCAAGUUAUUUUCUUGUGGCCAAAAGAAUUUGGUUUUAAUUAUUGAGUAAUUUUAUACACACAAAAAAACAUAUUCUCACUGCACUUCUUUAGAUUAGAGGACAGGGUAGCUACACCAUUUCAGCUGUAAUUAGCUUGUUUCAUUAAUCCUUUUUAAUGAUCUUUUGGGUUUGAGAAUAAUAUGUAUAACGUGUAACUGGUGCUUACGUCUCAGGCAUUUUUUUUGCAAUGUGAUUUGGUACCCAUGUUUAUGCUGAGACGGCGAUCUAGGGCAAAACUCUUAAAUAGGGUACUCUGUCAGUUGUGCCUCAUUUAUAGCUAGCCAAAAAACAUUACAUUUAGCCAAAAUUGGAAGAAGGAUGUGUGAGAAAUUAAUUUUUUUAAGAAAGACCUGGAUUUGCAGUAAUAUUUACUUCAGGAAUAUGCAAGAAAGGUCAUAUUGCAGCACCAAAUCAAAUAAAACUUUACUGAGAUAAUUGUGCUUCAUGGCAUUAAUGAAGAUUGUAUUAUUGGAAGAGUUAAACAGUAUGCUAAUUCCCAUUAGCAUGAAAGUUAUAGAAAUGACUGCAUUUUAUUGAAUACAUUAGUACCAUAAAUUAAAUGGCAGGAAAGUUUACAUCUGAUAUACAGUUCAUAUCAUAAAGUGCAAUUUUAGGGUUUAAAAUUUAAGGAAGUAGACACUAACUCAUUGUUCACACUGACAUUCCACUUCCUAAAAUGUACAGCUGUACUGUGAACCAGGGAAUAAAAAUCCAGCAGGUCAAUGAGGUGGCUUGAACAAAUAAUUAAUAUAACUUUAGUUUCUUUUUUGAUCUGCUCUGCCCUGUUAGUUUUCAUGUGAAAAUAUUCACUCUGUCUACAGCCACUUUGUUUCUUGACUGUUGCAGGUAAUCCAUUUUUAAAGAGUAAUAACAACUUCUCAUGGCUUCUUUAUACUUAUGGUCAGUGAUUUUUGACAGAUUCAGAAUUACAGGCAUUUCUGUUUGUUCUAAAACUAGAUCACAUGACCUAUUUUACAUUCCAACAGUAAAUUUGAUGUAAUAUUGAUCAGUAUCUUAAAUAAUUUAUGUGAAAAUAAACUUACUAUUGGUCAUUGUG